GAGGAGCUGAGCGCAGCAAGUUACCCGCUCUUCUUCGUUUUCUUCUCUGCUUCCCCGAUCUCCAAUGGAGUCGAGUAAUGGAGGUGGAUGGCGAAUGGUAAUGGUGCUAUAUGUCGCGGUCUCGAUGGUGGGAUCAGGGUGGUGUUCGAAGUUCGACGAGCUCGUGCAGCCGAGCUGGGCGACGGACCACGUCAUUUACGAAGGGGAGCUUCUCAAGCUCAAGCUCGACAACUCCUCCGGCGCUGGAUUCGUCUCCAAGAGUAAGUAUCUUUACGGCAAGGUCACUGCAGAGCUCAAGCUGGUGGAAGGCGACUCCGCGGGCACCGUCACUGCAUUCUACAUGUCAUCGGAUUGGGUGAAUCACAACGAGUUCGACUUCGAGUUCCUGGGGAACAGGACGGGGGAGCCGUACCUGGUGCAGACCAACCUGUACAUCAACGGGGUGGGCGACCGGGAGCAGCGCAUGGACCUGUGGUUUGACCCCACCGCCGACUUCCACGCCUACUCCAUCCUGUGGAACCCGCGGCAGGUGGUGUUCCUCGUGGACGACACCCCCAUCCGGGUGUUCUCCAACCAUGAGAACCGCGGCGUCGCCUUCCCCCGCGACCAGCCCAUGGGGGUCUAUAGCUCCAUCUGGAACGCCGACGACUGGGCCACCGAGGGCGGGCGGGUCAAGACCGACUGGUCCCACGCUCCCUUCGUCGCCACCUUCCGCGGCCUCCGCAUCGACGGCUGCGAGUGGGCUCCCGAAGCCGGGGCCCCGGCGGAGUUGCAGCGGUGCGGCGGGAGCGGGUGGGGGAAGGAGGGCCGCUACUGGUGGAAGGAGAAGGCGAUGGAGGGGCUGAGCGUGCACCAGAGCCACCAGCUCAUCUGGGCCCGGGCCAACCAUCUGGUCUACGACUACUGCAACGACCCUGGCCGGUUCGCGACUCACCCUCCCGAGUGCGGGAAAUAAACCCGGUUCUGCUCGCACUUCCACUGCUUGUACAAAAGACCCCCCUUUUGUUCACCGUUUAGCUUGUAAGUAUCAUGUCUUGUGUGCUUCUAGUUAUCAGUGACUUGGUCGUUGGAUGUAUCAAAGUUUAGGGAGUAGAGAAAGGUGCUUUUGUCUUGUUUA
Molecule: messenger RNA, 1117 nt
Organism: Musa acuminata AAA Group (dessert banana)
Lineage: Eukaryota; Viridiplantae; Streptophyta; Magnoliopsida; Zingiberales; Musaceae
Product: xyloglucan endotransglucosylase protein 6
Exons: 3
Coding region: 65-955 (296 amino acids)
Biological process (GO): xyloglucan metabolic process; cell wall biogenesis
Cellular component (GO): apoplast; cell wall
Molecular function (GO): xyloglucan:xyloglucosyl transferase activity; hydrolase activity, hydrolyzing O-glycosyl compounds
Source: RefSeq, a predicted model, not a curated record